Messenger RNA from Priapulus caudatus, 831 nucleotides. Its product is annotated as TATA-binding protein-associated factor 172-like. The annotation marks the transcript as partial. The record is from RefSeq and is a predicted model, not a curated record. NCBI's taxonomy places the organism in Eukaryota, Metazoa, Priapulida, Priapulimorpha, Priapulimorphida, Priapulidae. The transcript has 6 exons. Gene Ontology annotation, molecular function: DNA binding; TBP-class protein binding; ATP hydrolysis activity.
GCAUGUGAUAAACUUGCGCCGCGACGCUACAAGAAAGGCGGCACUAUCAAUGUGGAUGCAAACAUUGUGGAAGAAGUCGUUGAUGAACAGGUCCUUCAGGAAGCGUUGAGAACUCUCUUUCAACGCUGCAUUGUCGAAUCCAACCAAGAGAUUCUCCACAUUGUUUACCAGACAUGGUGUGCAGUCCUCGAGAGGGCGCCACAGGAGGCGGUGGCGGCGGCCGCGUGUCCGUGGAUCAACGUCUGGCUGUGUCUGAUGAUGCAGCCGGCGAAGGUAGCGAUCGAUCACAGCCUCGUGAUUGUCGCGCGCACACAACCUGAGAGGUCAGGGAAGGUGAAACCCACAGCGGCGGAUCCGGUGGUGGCCGUAGAAGAUGACCGGGAUUACAUUGGUGGGAAGCUCACCCUGACCGCGUCGCCUACUGACCACGACGCGGGCGUGGUGCGAGCGCGAUCGUACGCCGCAAAAUGCCUGGGUAAGCUAGCUAUGAUAGUGACAGCUCCGCAGGCCAGCUAUCCGGAGGGAGUGGAGACUCCCCUUGAGGGUUUCUGCAAACUCAUCUGCUUUCACCUCAACUCUAAGUCGGCGACGCAGAGACUGUGCACGGCCCUGCUCGUCUCCGAGUGGUCGCAAGCAGAUGCGACGCUGACAUUGCCGGACGCCAUCACUGUGAAGCUGCGUGAGAGCGUUAACGAGUCUGUGUACUUUGACGAGAUAGCGCCGUUGUUCACGCGCAUGCAGGCCGAGGCAAAGGACCUGGUUGCCACUCUCACCAAGAACAAUGCUGAGCUCGACGCUAGCUACACGGGGUACCGCUACUAUUGCUCAUAG